UAGGAGAAGGUGACUUUUAUACCUAGGAAUGAUUAGUCUACCCACCAAAGCUGAGUUUUUUUUUUUUUUUUCAAAAAGACUACAACUGACUUUUCAAAUCGUAAUCAUCUUAUCUUUGUAUUAAUAAAUGGAAAACGGGUGAGGAAUAAAUGAAGGAUUUGGGUUCCUCCAAGUAUAUAAGCAAGACCAGAGCACAUGCAGGCUUAGGAAAGACUCUGGUGAAAAUGGAGAAUAUAAGAGUGAAGCAUUUUGUGCCUUUUGUUUUGCUUCUUUGCUUGGCAAGAAUCUGUACUAAUAUUGUUGAAGCUGACCAAAUCUCAUCUGGGAAGAAGCAUUUUGUGCUGGUUCAUGGAGCUGGUCACGGAGCUUGGUGUUGGUAUAAGCUGGCAACUCUAUUGAACUCUACAGGUCACAAUGUUACAACUAUAGACCUUGCAGCAUCCGGUAUCAACCCGAUCCAGGUACAGCAAGUUCAUUCGUUCUCAGACUACGUUGAGCCAUUGAUCGAAUUUCUGGGGUCUCUGUUACCAAAAGAGAGGGUUAUCCUGGUUGGCCACAGCAUGGGUGGAGCCGUGAUAUCAAUUGCCAUGGAGAGGUUCCCUGAGAAAAUUGCUGUAGCUGUUUAUGCCACUGCUUUGAUGCCUGGUCCUGCUCUGAGUUACUUGACUAUUUUUGAGAAGAUUCAGGAAAGAUCGGUGUUGACUGACACUCAGUAUAGAUAUGAUCAGGGGGCCAACAAUCCUCCAACCUCGCUACUCUUUGGACCAAAACAAUUGUCUUCGAGACUGUACCAGCUAUCGCCACCGGAGGAUCUAGAACUAGCAUUGUCAUUGGUGAGAUUUUCCCCUCUAUUUAUUGAAGAAAUAAAACUCACUGAGGAGAAGUACGGAUUGGUUCCAAGUGUUUUCAUCGUGUGUGACCAGGACCUUUCAAUAGAGGAGGAUCUGCAAACGUGGAUGAUCAGGAAAAAUCCCCCAAAUGAAGUGAAGGUGAUAAAUGGUUCCGAUCACAUGGUCAUGUUCUCUAGACCAUUGGAGCUGUUCUCCAACCUCCUGAACGUUGCUGAGAAAUAUUCUUAAAGAUCUUGAUUACCUAGCUAGUUAUAAAUUACUAGUUAGAAGCCUGAAAUUCAUUAGUGUAUGAAUAAUUGAAGUAGAUUAGCUACCCUCUUUGGUGACUAUCUAUAUAUAUAUGUGUGUGUGCGCGCGCGCGAAAAUAACUUCUCAGAAAGUAAAUCACAUUUCUGGUGUAAA
Rosa chinensis is the source of this 1253-nucleotide messenger RNA. RefSeq names its product salicylic acid-binding protein 2. Gene Ontology annotation, molecular function: methyl indole-3-acetate esterase activity; methyl salicylate esterase activity; methyl jasmonate esterase activity. Gene Ontology annotation, biological process: jasmonic acid metabolic process; salicylic acid metabolic process. The record is from RefSeq and is a predicted model, not a curated record. The coding region runs from base 150 to 1079 and encodes 309 amino acids. NCBI's taxonomy places the organism in Eukaryota, Viridiplantae, Streptophyta, Magnoliopsida, Rosales, Rosaceae. The transcript has 3 exons.